Molecule: messenger RNA, 7838 nt
Organism: Alosa alosa (allis shad)
Lineage: Eukaryota; Metazoa; Chordata; Actinopteri; Clupeiformes; Clupeidae
Gene: ascc3
Product: activating signal cointegrator 1 complex subunit 3
Exons: 41
Coding region: 105-6719 (2204 amino acids)
Cellular component (GO): nucleus
Molecular function (GO): nucleic acid binding; ATP binding; ATP hydrolysis activity
Source: RefSeq, a predicted model, not a curated record
AGGCUUUGAAGUUCCACGCAGAAUAUUGUGGAGUGAAAUGUAAGUGAAAGCCGAUCAGCUCGCUAGUCAGAUCCACGUUCUAUGGUCCACGGUUUGGAGGAUCAAUGUCUCCACCCCGUCUUACCGGCGCUCUGCGCUCUUUCUCCAACGUCACCAAGAAAGAGGACAUCCCAGAAGACGAGUAUGACCUGAAGGCCAAGCGUCUGAAGAGACAGAGACGAUUCGCCAAAGAGGGCCUCACCUGGCAGAAGAUCGUCCAGUUUUUUACCCAGCACCUGGACAAGAAAGACCAGCUGACCGCUCAACAGGAACUUAAAAGUGUCCUACAGUCUGCUAAACAUAUAGUUGGAACGGACCAUGGCCAGGACGCCAUUGAGGGUGCGGCCGUCUUCCUGUUCGAGACGUUCCUGGGCCGGGAGCAGCUGGGUGCUGAGGAGACCCGCGCCAUCCGGCACAUGUUCGGCCCCUUCCCCGCCACUGCCGCCGAAGCCUGCCUGGCGUCCGUUUUGCACCUCGUGACCUCGGCUGGCGAGGUGCAGACGGAGGCGUUCGUCCACACCCAGAACGCUGGCCGCACCUCCAACGCCGCCAUCAACGCCUUCGGCCGCAACAUCGCCUUCUCCCACGACGGCUACACGCUGGACUGCCAUGAGUCCCCGCCCUGGCUGGACGUCCCCGACGAGGACACCGUCGCCCUGGGCUUCCAGGGCUUCCUAAAUAACCACGUGGGCGGAGGCCGUGGCCAGGCGUCCGGCUCUGGGGCACAGGCGGGGGGCAGCGGUGGAGGCCGAGGGGUGACUGCUGGAGACGCUGGCGCAUGCGUCCUCAGGGACGAGGUGGAGAAGUACCAGAACGCUGGGAACAUGAUCUCCUCCAGCCCUGAGGAGCUCUGCACCUCCCUGUUUGAGAUGCUGGCCUCGCAGAAGAGUGAUGAAGAGCUGCAGAACGAGCUGUUUGAGUUCCUGGGCGCUGAUGGCUUUGAGGUGAUCCUGACCCUACUCCAGCGACGCUCCGACAUCGUGGACUCCCUGCUGUCCAUGCCUCCUGAAAAGAGGGUCAACUUUGUCCCAGGUGAUACGGAGGGUGGGCGGCCAGCCUACGGCUGCCAGGUGACCAUCCAGUCGGAGCAGGAGCGGCAGAUGAUGAAGAUGUACCGGCGUGAAGAGAAGCGCGAGAGGCGGCGGGAGAGACGCGGCGAUGACGGCCUGAUGGAAUACACCGACGCCAGCUUCUCUUUCGACCCCAAGGAGCUGAGGCUCCAAAGGGAGCAGGCCCUGCUCACGGCCCGGCGUUCACCAGUGCUCGGACGCCACAGAGAGCCGGAGAGGAUCCGCUACCCACACGUGUACGACUCAUUCGCCGAGGCCACCAAAACCUCUGCCUUUGUGGGAGGAUCUAAGUUGCUGCUUCCAGAGGGGAUUCGGCGGGACAACUGCAAGAUGUACGAGGAGGUGGAGAUCCCACCCACGGAGCCCAUGCCUGUUGGAUUCGAGGAGAAGCCUAUCUACAUCUCAGAUCUGGAUGAGAUUGGUCAGCUGGUGUUUAAGGGCAUGAAGCGACUGAAUCGGAUCCAGUCCAUCGUCUUUGAGACGGCCUACAACACCAACGAGAACCUGCUCAUCUGUGCCCCUACCGGUGCGGGCAAGACCAACAUUGCCAUGCUGACCGUACUGCACGAGAUCCGCCAACACCUUCAGCCAGGAGGCGUCAUCCGCAAAGACCAGUUCAAGAUAGUGUAUGUGGCUCCUAUGAAGGCCCUGGCAGCAGAGAUGACUAACUACUUCAGUAAGCGUCUGGAACCGCUGGGCAUCUCAGUCAAAGAGCUCACUGGAGACAUGCAGCUCACCAAGGGGGAGAUACUGCGCACUCAGAUGCUGGUGACCACGCCAGAGAAGUGGGACGUGGUGACGCGCAAGAGCGUGGGCGACGUGGCGCUCUCUCAAGUGGUGCGGCUGCUCAUCCUGGACGAGGUGCACCUGCUCCACGAGGACCGAGGACCUGUGCUGGAGAGCCUGGUGGCUCGCACCCUCCGACAGGUGGAGUCCACGCAGAGCAUGAUCCGAAUCCUGGGCCUGUCGGCCACGCUGCCCAACUACCUGGACGUGGCGUCCUUCCUGCACGUUAACCCCUACAUCGGCCUCUUUUACUUUGACAGCCGCUUCCGACCCGUGCCCCUCGGACAGAGCUUUGUGGGCGUUAAGGCCACCAGCAAGGUCCAGCAGCUGCACGACAUGGAGGAGGUGUGCUAUGAAAAUGUCCUGAAACAAAUCAGAGCUGGACACCAGUCUCUAAUGUCAAGUGUGCUCAAUGUGAACUACGGGCACUGUCAACUCAACUCUGUGUUGUCGGCCUCACACCAGCACCUAGGACCCUGCCUGCUCUGUGUUGUCGGCUUGUGGCAAGUGCAGCGCUCACGGAACAAGCAGCUGCGGGAGAUGUUCCCCGAGGGCUUUGGGAUCCACCACGCAGGCAUGCUGCGGCCGGACCGGACCCUGAUGGAGAACAUGUUCUCCAGGGGGUACCUGAAGGUUCUUGUGUGCACCGCCACUUUGGCCUGGGGAGUCAACCUGCCCGCACACGCAGUCAUCAUUAAGGGCACGCAGAUCUACGAUGCCAAGCGGGGCACGUUGGUGGACUUGGGCAUCCUGGACGUGAUGCAGAUCUUUGGGCGUGCUGGUCGGCCCCAGUUUGACAAGUACGGCGAGGGCACAAUCAUCACCACGCACGACAAGCUGAGCCACUACCUCACGCUCCUCACCCAGCAGAACCCCAUCGAGAGCCAGUUCCUGCAGAGCCUCGCCGACAACCUCAACGCAGAGGUUGCCCUGGGGACAGUGACCAACAUAGAAGAGGCAGUCAAGUGGCUCAGCUACACCUACCUGUAUGUGCGAAUGAGGGCUAACCCUCUGGCCUACGGCAUCAACUACAAGGCCUGCCAGAUGGACCCGGGUCUGGAGAUGUACCGUAAGGAGCUGGUGGUGGAGUCUGGCCGCAAGCUGGACAAGGCCCGCAUGAUCCGCUUCGAGGAGCGCACCGGCUACUUCCACUCCACUGACUUGGGCCGCACAGCCAGUCACUUCUACAUCAAGUACAACACCAUAGAGACGUUUAAUGAGAUGUUCAGCUCCCAGAAGACAGAAGCAGACAUCCUGAGCAUUGUGUCCAAAGCGGAGGAGUUUGAGCAGGUUAAGGUGCGUGACGAGGAGAUGGAGGAGCUGGAGCGGUUGCUGACGGACUGCUGUGAGCUGCCGGCUGCUGGAGGCGUGGAGAAUGGCUACGGCAAGAUCAACAUCCUCCUGCAGACCUACAUCGGCCGCGGGGAGGUGGACAGCUUCUCGCUCAUAUCCGACCUGUCCUACGUGGCUCAGAACGCAGCGCGAAUCGUGCGGGCGCUCUUCGAGAUCGCCCUGCGGAAGCGCUGGCCGGCCAUGACGUACCGGCUGCUGAACCUGUGCAAGGUGAUUGACAAGCGCCUGUGGGGCUGGGCCCAUCCACUGCGGCAGUUCUCCACGCUGCCCCAUACCGUGCUCGGCCGCCUGGAGGACCGCAACAUCAGUGUGGACAAACUCAAGGACAUGAGCAAGGACGAGAUCGGUCACAUGCUGCACCAUGUGAACAUUGGUCCGAAGGUGAAGCAGGCUGUGCACCAGAUCCCCUGCAUCCUCAUGGAGGCCAGCAUCCAGCCAAUCACACGCACCGUCCUCCGCGUGCGCCUCACGGUCACCCCCGACUUCCGCUGGAAUGACCAGGUGCACGGCUCAGUGGGGGAGCCCUGGUGGCUCUGGGUGGAGGACCCUGUCAACGACCACAUCUACCACUCGGAGUACUUUCUGCUGCAGAAGAAACAGGUGGUGUCAGGUGAGCCGCAGCAGGUGGUCUUCACCAUCCCCAUCUUUGAGCCCAUGCCUUCGCAGUACUACAUCAGAGCCGUGUCUGACCGCUGGCUCGGGUCCGAAGCCGUGUGUGUCAUCAACUUCCAGCAUCUCAUACUGCCCGAGAGACACCCACCUCACACAGAAUUGCUGGACCUGCAGCCGUUGCCCGUGACGGCCCUGGGGAACCGCGAGUACGAGAGCCUGUACCGCUUCACCCACUUCAACCCCAUCCAGACGCAGAUCUUCCACACGCUCUACCACACCGACACCAACGUGCUGCUGGGGGCGCCCACCGGCUCCGGCAAGACCAUCGCCGCCGAGCUGGCCAUCUUCAGGGUCUUCAACAAGUACCCCACCUCCAAGGUGGUCUACAUCGCCCCACUCAAGGCUCUGGUCCGCGAGAGGAUCGAGGACUGGAAGAUCAGGAUAGAGGAGAAACUAGGCCGCAAGGUGGUAGAGCUGACUGGUGAUGUGACUCCGGACAUGCGGCAGAUCGCUAAGGCGGACCUGAUCGUCACCACCCCAGAGAAGUGGGACGGCGUGAGCCGCAGCUGGCAGAACCGCAGCUACGUGCAGAAAGUGGCCAUCCUCAUCAUCGACGAAAUCCACCUACUCGGGGAGGACAGAGGCCCCGUUCUGGAGGUCAUAGUGUCCAGGACCAACUUCAUCUCCUCACACACAUCCAAGGCGGUGCGCGUGGUGGGGCUGUCCACAGCGCUGGCCAACGCUCGCGACCUGGCCGACUGGCUGGGCAUAGGACAGGUGGGCUUGUUUAAUUUUCGUCCAUCUGUGCGUCCUGUGCCAUUGGAGGUGCACAUCCAGGGUUUCCCAGGGCAACACUACUGUCCUCGCAUGGCCAGCAUGAACAAACCUGUGUUUCAAGCCAUUCGCAGCCAUUCUCCAGCCAAGCCUGUGUUGAUCUUCGUGUCGUCACGGCGACAGACGCGUCUGACCGCCCUGGACCUGAUGGCCUUCCUGGCGACCGAGGACGACCCCAAGCAGUGGCUGCACCAGGACGAGCGCGAGAUGACUGACAUCAUCGCCACGGUGCGCGAGUCCAACCUGAAGCUGACGCUGGCCUUUGGCAUAGGUCUGCAUCACGCUGGACUCCACGAGCGCGACCGCAGGACUGUGGAAGAGCUCUUCGUCAACUGCAAGAUCCAGGUGCUUAUUGCCACCAGUACCUUGGCAUGGGGCGUGAACUUCCCUGCCCACCUGGUCAUAGUGAAGGGCACGGAGUACUAUGACGGCAAAACACACCGCUAUGUCGAUUAUCCCAUUACAGAUGUGCUGCAGAUGAUGGGUCGUGCUGGGCGUCCUCAGUUUGAUGACCAGGGUAAAGCGGUCAUCCUGGUACACGACAUCAAGAAGGACUUCUACAAGAAGUUCCUGUACGAGCCCUUCCCUGUGGAGUCCAGCCUGCUGGGUGUGUUGUCUGACCAUCUGAACGCUGAGAUCGCCUCAGGCACCAUCGCCUCUAAGCAGGACGCCAUGGACUACAUCACCUGGACCUACUUCUUCCGUCGCCUCGUCAUGAACCCCAGCUAUUAUGAGUUGGAUGACAUCAGUAAUGACACUAUCAACAAAUACUUGUCCAGCCUGGUCGAGAGAAGCCUGCGUGAUUUGGAGUGCUCGUAUUGUAUAGAGAUUCAAGAGGAUGAGCGCACCAUUGAGCCGCUGACAUACGGCCGCAUCGGCUCCUACUACUACCUCAGGCACCAGACCGUACGCAUGUUCAAGGAGCGGCUCAGGGCAGAGCUGCCCCUGGCCGAGUUGCUCUCCGUCCUCACGGAAGCGGAGGAGUAUGCGGAGCUGCCCGUGCGGCACAACGAGGACCAGCUGAACAGCGAGUUGGCCCAGCGGCUCCCCCUGCAGGUGAGCCCGCACUCCUUCGACAGUGCGCACACCAAGACCCACCUGCUGCUGCAGGCGCACUUCAGCCGCGCCACGCUGCCCUGCUCCGACUACGCCACCGACACCAAGACCGUCCUGGACAACGCCAUACGCAUCUGCCAGGCCAUGCUGGACGUAGUGGCCAAUGAGGGCUGGUUGGUGGCGGCUCUCAGCAUCUGUAACCUGGUGCAGAUGACCGUUCAGGGCCGCUGGCUGCACGACUCCUCCCUCCUCACACUGCCUCAUAUCGAACAGCAGCACCUCUACCUCUUCAGGAGGUGGGGCUCCAAAGGAGGGAGAGGCGGGGCUUAUGACGGAUCAAUCGAGAGCCUGCCGGAGCUGAUGGCGGCGUGUGAUGGGAGGGAGGGCACGUUCGCCGCCAUGGUGAGAGACGAGCUGUCGCCCAACCAGGUUUCCCAGGCGUGGUGUUUCCUGGCCCAGCUGCCGGUGCUGGAGGUGAGUGUGAGCGUGCGGGGCUGGUGGGAGGGGGCGGGCGAGCAGAACGAGCGGCCCGUCUCUCUGGCCGCCUCCAGCCUGAGGGAGGGCAGCAGUUGGCUGCCGCUGCACGCCGACCAGGAGUAUGUGCUGCAGGUCACCCUGCGCCGGGUCAACGCCGGACAUCAGAGGAGAAAGCAGGACAGCAAGGCCCAGGCUCCUCGGUUCCCCAAGCCUAAAGACGAGGGCUGGUUCCUGGUGCUUGGAGAGGUGGACCGGAGAGAGCUGCUGGCCGUCAAGCGCGUGGGCUACGUCAGGAACAACACCUCCGUCUCCCUGGCCUUCUACACACCCGAGAAGCCCGGCAAGUGUGUUUACACUGUCUACCUGAUGAGCGACAGCUACCUGGGCCUGGACCAGCAGUACGACCUUCACCUCAACAUCACAGCGGCUAGCCUCCAAGCCAAGGUCAACACCGACGUUUCCGAAAGCGCCGCCAACAUGACCCUGGAGUGACCCGGUAGAGGCGCGCGCCUAUGGGGAAGAGAAGGCAGCAUCAGAGGGGGCCAGCCAAGGCUUCUCCUGCUCUUCAACCCAAAAACAAACCUCGCCUUGGUUUAAAGGGCUCCAGCUCUGUUUGCGAGACCCACACCCUAUAGGGACUGGAUUUCACGUUGACCAAAGAGGCCUUUCAUCUGAAAGUCUCCUUUCUCCACGGGACACAAUAUGGGUGUAAUUAAUUCAUCUUUCGUUCAGAUUAAUUCGGAUUUCAAAUGUUGAUUGGGCACAAAGGACAUACGCUUGCGUACAUGAACAAUGACCUUGAGCUUGUCACGAGACAAUGUUUUGCAGCUCGGCUCUGACUUUGAAGACCUCCCCCCCCCCGAACCUGAAGGAGUGUGUGUGACGAUGGCGUAGUCGUGAGGGUGCGAGGGGAAGGGAAGAGAAAUGCUGUGUUCUGAUUAAGUCGUCAGUCGCGCUGCAGCGGCUCCAAGGAUGGGAAGGAUUUGGCUGUUUACGUUUGUAGUGUGGUGUAACUGAGAUGCCCUGAGGGAAGGGUGGAGGGGAAAAAACAGCCACUCACAGGUUUCUGGAGAAAAAGUGUGUGUGUGUGGAUGUGCUUAGACUAGAGCGCAUUUUGGGCCAAAGAAGAUGUGGAAUUCCGUACAGGUGUGUUAAACAUGCUACCCACUGUGCAAGACUACACUCUGUGCCAAACUGUCACAUCUGCUUUGCCAAAUGCGCACACACACACACACACACACACACACACACUCACAGCCAUUCCUUGCUGAAGGCUCAUUUCUCACCACCAGUUACAUACACAGGCUCCACAGUCGUCAUGGAAACGUUGCUUCACACACAUAGGUUUGAUGAAAGAUUUAAUCAAAGCCACAUCAUUAAGAUUGGUUAUUUCUGUUGGGUUUUGGCAGGGAUAGGAGCAAAAAUAUAUAUGAAAAGUUUUAAAAUAUUGCUGCAACUGGGUAAACAGCUCAGCAUAAACAUUGGGAAAGCCUUUUGGGAAAAAAGGGAGGAGGUAUUUUUAUUUUGUUAUGCUUGGUCUCUGUUUAUUCUUUAUAAGUUCAGCCGGUUUAAUGACUUAUUUUGGGCAAGAAAAUAAAGAGAUGAAAAUUU